CUGACCUUAUCUUUUCACACUCUUCUCUAACUACCAUGAGUUCAGUCCAAUCACCCGCAGUCUCGCCGGCAGAACUACAGAUAUGGCGGAAAAGAGCAAGAAUCUGUUCAUCGGAGGCACCGGCUACAUCGGAAAAUACUUGGUCGAGGCCAGCGCCCAAUCUGGUCACCCUACUUUCCUUCUCGUCAGAGAAUCCACUCUCUCUAACCCCGAGAAAUCAACCGUCAUCGGCAAAUUCAAGACCCUUGGCGUCCGUUUCCUCACCGGCGAUCUCUACGAUCACGAGAGCUUGGUCAAGGCGAUCAGGCAAGUGGAUGUGGUGAUUUCUACUGUGGGUUACGCCCAGCUGCUCGAUCAAGUCAGGAUAAUCUCCGCUAUCAAAGAAGCAGGAAACAUCAAGAGAUUCUUGCCGUCGGAGUUCGGCAGCGAUGUGGAUCAUGUCAACGCUGUGGAGCCAGCUAAAACUGCAUUCGCCAGCAAGGCUAAAGUGCGUCGGGCUAUUGAGUCCGAAGGCAUUCCUUUCACCUACGUAUCCUCCAACCUUUUCAAUGGCAUCUUUCUCGCCACAUUGACCCAGCUCGGAACCACAGCUCCACCGCGAGAUAAAGUUGUUAUCUUCGGAGAUGGAAACCCUAAAGCAAUUUUUAAUACGGAGGAGGAGAUUGCAACCUACACCAUCAAAGCAGUGGAUGAUCCAAGAACCUUGAACAAGAUUCUGUACGUAAGACCACCAGGCAACACAAUCUCCCUAAACGAUCUUGUGUCCAUGUGGGAGAAGAAGAUCGGGCACACCCUUGAAAGGGUUUACAUCUCAGAGGAACAGCUCCUGAAGAACAUUCAAGGUGAAUAUAUUCCUCUUUCAAGUACUUCUGAGCAUGAUGUAGCUCAAUUUAAUGCCUUGGUGGCUGUCUCUGAGAUCCUUUCUUAACUUGUCUGUAGAGUCUGCAACCCCAAUGGGUGUCGUAUUAUCAAUUCGCCACUCGGUGUUCGUGAAGGGAGAUCAAACCAACUUCGAAAUCGAACCUUCUUUUGGAGUAGAAGCCUCUGAGCUUUACCCCGAGGUCAAAUACACCACCGUGGAUGAGUACCUUAACAAACUUGUCUGAUUGCACUGAAAUCAAGCAGCAGCUUCAGCUACCCUUAAGAGGUAGAAACCUUUCAGUUCAAGUUGCUGAUUAGGUUUCUGUUUUCCAUGAUACAUAUGCACAUGUGUAUUAUUAUAACUUUAUAAUUCAUUGUUCUAGUUGGAUUUGAAUUCUGUUUUAGUUAUUGCUUGGGAAUUGUUAUCGUUUUCUUGCGAGAGUAGUGGUCAUAUUUUUCUAACAUAUAAACUAGUUUUCGC
Messenger RNA from Linum tenue, 1342 nucleotides. NCBI's taxonomy places the organism in Eukaryota, Viridiplantae, Streptophyta, Magnoliopsida, Malpighiales, Linaceae. The record is from the annotation of a GenBank genome assembly.